Molecule: messenger RNA, 435 nt
Organism: Pipistrellus nathusii (Nathusius's pipistrelle)
Lineage: Eukaryota; Metazoa; Chordata; Mammalia; Chiroptera; Vespertilionidae
Source: the annotation of a GenBank genome assembly
AUGCAGUGGGUAGUCUUCUGCCUGACGGUCAUCUUCUCAGGGGUGGUGGCCCGUAGAUCCAGCCACCAAGGGCAAGAUCUCCUCUUGAUCAGACUGCGUCACCUUAUUGAUACUGUGGAUCAGCUGAAAAGUUAUGUGGAUGACUUGGACCCUGAACUUCUGCCAGCUCCAGAAGAUGUAAAGAGACACUGUGAGCGAUCAGCUUUUUCAUGUUUUCAGAAGGUCCAACUGAAGUCAGCAAACCCAGGAGACAACAAGAUCAACCUUUUAACUAAACAGCUGAUGAGGAAACUACCUCCCACAAAUGCAGAAAGAAAACAGAAACAGAGACUAAUGUGCCCCUCAUGUGAUUCUUACGAGAAAAAACCGCCCAAAGAAUUCCUAGAAAGACUAAAAUCACUCAUCCAAAAGAUGAUCCAUCAGCACCUCUCCUAG